AUGUGUAAUGGUCAAUUUUUGAAUAAAUCACCUGAUGAUGCUUUGACUUACUUCGAUUCGCUAGCUGAAAACGCCCAGAAUUGGGAUACUUCAAGCACAACGGUUAGAAUUAAGUCCAAACCGUUAGCUACCUCUAGACCUGGAAUGUAUGUGCUGAGUGAGGAAGAUGAUUUGAAUGCUAAAAUUGCUAGCUUGCCUAGCAAAGUUGAUGCUAUUCAGAAACCAAAUGUAGUUAAGGUAGCUGACUCGGUAGAACAUGCUUGUGGUAUUUGCGAAAGUUUGGAACACUACACUAAGGAUUGUCCUACGAUCCCAGCAUUUCAAGAAGUAUUACAUGACCAAGCAAAUUCCAUAGAUGCUUAUAAAAGACCAUUUAGCUCCCCAUAUUCAGAAACGUACAAUCCAAAUUGGCGAAACCAUCCUAAUUUCAGUUGGAGGAAUGGUCCUACCAUGAAUGGUCUUAAUGUUCCCCAAGGGUUGUCAUCUAGUAACCCUUAUGUGCCACCUCAUAAGAAUAAUCUUGAGGAUACUUUACAAACUUUUGUGCAGGGACAGACACAGAUAAAUCAGAAUGUUAUGAAGACUUUGGAUGAGCUGAAAACUAGCAUAGUUAGAAUUGAACCACGUCUCAAUGUUAGGGAGAAAGGGACAUUGCCUGCCCAAACUCAACCUAACCCAAAGGGCCAAUUUGAGGUUAAAAAUUCUAACUUGGAGCAAGCUAAUGUUUUCACCACUCUUAGAAGUGGUAAGGUGAUAGAGACUCCAAUGAAGGUAAACGAACCUGAGAAGUCUGUAAAACCCAAGGGCGGUGACUGUCACAGUGAUACUGAAAAUGAAAAUUCUGAUGUUGAUAAGAAAAUGCAUGCUCAAUUUCCUCAUCGUUUGUUGUCUACUAAACAAUUGACUGAUAAUAAGGAUAUCCUUGAUGUUUUUCAGCAGGUGAAGAUCAACAUACCUCUCUUGAGCGUGAUUAAGCAAGUUCCAGCUUACGCCAAGUUCUUGAAGGAUCUCUGCACAGUCAAGAGGAAGCACAAUGUGCAUAAAAAGGCAUUUCUCACGGAACAGGAAAAAGCAUCUCGUCUAGAAGCGAAGGUUCCUUUAGAAGCUUGUCUUCCUAAUCUAUUGGAUUUAGAUGAGAAUGGAUGCAUUGAAGAAGUUAAUUCUUUACUGAAUUCAUCCAUGUUGCUGGAAACGGAUAAGUGGCAGUCUAGAUUUGAGUCACUUCAAAUCAGUGAGACUGAGCCAUUGCCUCCAUCUGUAGAAUUCCCAAAGCCUGACCUCAAUCGCCUUCCUAAUGAACUGGAUUAUGAUGUUUUAGGCCAAAAUGGAGAUGUUCAAGUUCUCUUACCAUUUGAACUUAAUGACGAACAGAAAACAAUGCAUUCACAUGUUGUCAGGAAGCAUAUAAGUGCCGCAGAUUGGAGUAUUGCAGACAUGAAAGGAAUUGAUCCUAGUAUUUCCGCACAUAGGAAGUCACAGCUCAAUGAGCUUCAUGAGAUCAGAAAUAGGGAAGAUACAAACUGCAAAUGUAAAAUGAAAUUGUGUUUUGAUAAACAUGCUAUUAGGGAAACAGUUGAACCAGUUCUUUGCUAUGAUUCUCAUUUGCAAUUGUUUUCUAAUAAGCUCAAGUCACAAUGGAAAGACCCAUUUAAUGUUAAAAAUGAAUUUCGUGAUUGUACUGUUGGCAUUCAAAAUCCUAAUAACAUCAACAUCUUCAAGGUUAAUGUGCAGCUAUUGAAACCAGUUUUGGAACUUGUGAAUCCAGAAGUCGAUACCACGGCUCUGGAGGAUCCUUCUUAUGCUUGAUUGGCUGUGUUUUGCAGAUGUCUGACUGGAGACAUAAAAUUCAGCGCUUUAGGGAGACAACCCUUGUGUUUGUGGGUAUCACAGCUGGAAGCCCUCACGAGACAAAAACUCGUCCUCUUGUGCGAGCUUGAGGUUUAAAGGCUUGUUGCAUGGGCUAAAUGCAACCGAACUGACCUGCAACAGUGGUAAAAUAAUGUAGUUUUAUUUUAUUUUCUUUCUUUUCUUUAUCAGGAAUAAUAUGUUUGUGCCUGGCUGAUUACCCCUUUCCACCUUUGAAUUGUUUUUAACCACUGCCACAUUGGGGACAAUGUAGAAAUUAGAUUGGGGGUGGGGUGAAUUAUAUCCAUGCUUUUCUGAUUCUCUGUCUGCAUAUUCAAGUUUCAUUGUUGCUUGUACAUUUUAAUGCUUUAAAAAAAAUGAAGUGAAAAUUUUACAUGAUAAGAUCAGUUGUUUGGCGGUCAUUCUACACCACUGUUUAGUGGUUUUGUCUAGCUGUUUAGCUGACACCUUUAAUCCAGCUGUUUAGCGGAUUUGUCUUGCUGUUUAGCAGACAUUUCUCAAUCACUGUUUAGCGGUUCCGUCUAGCUGUUUAGCGGUUCCGUCUAGCUGUUUAGCAGACGUCUCUCCAAUCCAACUGUGUAGCGGAUAUAAUUUUUUCUUGUUUUGCUCGGGACUAGAAAAAUAUAAGAGUGGGGGAGUUUGAUAAGCACGUAAGUGCGACAUUUUUAUAUGCACAUUUAUACUAGCUAGGUCUCGAUAUUUGUCUAAUAUUAUUGUUUUAAGUCGUUUACAGGAAUUACAAGUGAAAUCCGUUCAUCCAAAGAAUGAACGGCUAAAUGAGCUAAUUGGAAUUUGCGACAUAAAUGACCAAAGUGGCUGGCCUGGUAUCUCUAUAUAUCAGCACCACUCAAGUCAAUCACGGCACCAAAUGAAGACGGAGAGUUGUGACCUGGAAGACACAUGAAUUUGCUGGCAAGUCAACAGCUCAUGUUGCCUCAUCACUUAAGCAAUCCGGUGGCCAGAACUGCUGAUUUUAGGGAGUGAAGUCUUCUUUGCCAAACGUGUGAGAUGCACUAGUGGGUCUAGAGAAACAAAGACGUGGCUUACUCUAUUACCAUAUCCUUUAUGGGGGUAUAUUCUAAAACCUCAGCAGCAUUUUCUCUACUUCACAAAAUUUCUCAAUCGAGCUGGUAGUGUUGAGCACCAACAUUACUGACGGUGGAUAAUGGAAAUAGAGACGGCAAAGAGUGGCGUUAGAAUUCAGUUUCUUCGCGCAAAAUCAGCAACGUCAGUUCUUGGAGGUGCUGUCAGAUUCAAGGUUUUGGGCAUUCAAACAACUGAAGAAUGGAUGGGCCAUGAGGUGAAUUCAUUCAUGAUAUCUACAUCAACAGCAAAUGGAAUUUGGAGGUUUGGCAUGGAUCAAUUUAUAGGAUUCGUAUGUUGGGUUUGAAUUGAAUAUCUUAAUUGUGGACAAGCACAACAGCAGCGGUACCAGAUCGUAAAAUUAGGUCAACAAUGGAAUUGAAGUUUGGGGGUUUUGUGAUUCAAGUUUGGGUCUUCAUGGAGGAAGAAAAGUGCAGUCAGUUGUGGUGUUGUCUGGUACCUUGAAUGGGUUUGGUCUGUAACCUGAUCUUGACUGGAUGGAUGUUGUAUGGGUGAUGUUUCAGUCAUACAAGGAGAUGGUUUUUGCUGUCAUGGCCGAGAACUAGAAGAGCUCAAUUGAAAUGGUGCUGGUGAUGAUGGCAUCUGGGCAGUUUUCAGCCGUGAAACGGUGGCUGUACAGAUCUUGGAAGUGAAUGAAGCUGGGUUUAAUUUGGAGAUUUUAUAUAUCUGAAAUUGGAUCUUAAUACCGGCAGCAAAGGCAUGAAUGGUGAUUGAAUUGAGUAAUGAUGGGUUUCUGCUUUUGAAAUAAGAUUUGAGAUUGGGGGUUUAUCCCAUGGACAGAGUUUGAAUCAAUUCGAUUGUACAACAACAAUAACAACAGAUGGAUUGGGGUUUGUUAAUAUGGAAUUUUAUUGUUUGUUCUUCAAAUAUGCUGGUGUGUUGGUUUAGCUGGUGCAACCAGUGGGAGACGAGUGAAUUCAGAUUGCAGCUCUUGUAUCUCGACUAAGAAAUAAGUUGUGGUUUGUCUGUUGGAUGUUGAUGGGUUACAUGGAAUGGAAUGAGGCCGGAAUUAAGGCUCAACAACUGAUUUCAGCUGGUGUGAGCAGAAAUAUGUGGAAGACGUUACAACAACAUGGAGUGCUUUCCCCAAAUCUAGGAAGUGUUUGAAUCAAGUAGUUAGAGAAGAAGUCAAGUUGUUGAUGUAUAAAGGAUGAGCUUAAUCGACCAAGAAGGGUACGCUAGAAUACCACUUUUUCCUCUUUUUCUUCUUUGGUUUUCUAGCUAGGUCUUGUUGUUAGUUUUUCUUAUUUGUUUUGGUGUUUUUCAAUAGAAAUAUUUAAUGGCUAUCUACCGAACAAUGAGAAGCUAAACCCCUCUUUGCCAAGACAAGAGGUGACACUUAAUGGGUUCAAUGUUCUUAAGUUAUCAUCAAUAAAUCUUUUUAAAUGUUUAAUCCA
Messenger RNA from Papaver somniferum (opium poppy), 4367 nucleotides. RefSeq lists its product as uncharacterized. NCBI's taxonomy places the organism in Eukaryota, Viridiplantae, Streptophyta, Magnoliopsida, Ranunculales, Papaveraceae. The coding region runs from base 1 to 1806 and encodes 601 amino acids. The record is from RefSeq and is a predicted model, not a curated record. The transcript has 2 exons.